Messenger RNA from Sciurus carolinensis (gray squirrel), 942 nucleotides. RefSeq names its product olfactory receptor 4K14-like. Gene Ontology annotation, molecular function: G protein-coupled receptor activity; olfactory receptor activity. The transcript has a single exon. Gene Ontology annotation, biological process: G protein-coupled receptor signaling pathway. The coding region runs from base 4 to 942 and encodes 312 amino acids. Gene Ontology annotation, cellular component: membrane. NCBI's taxonomy places the organism in Eukaryota, Metazoa, Chordata, Mammalia, Rodentia, Sciuridae. The record is from RefSeq and is a predicted model, not a curated record.
AAAAUGGAUGGAGGAAAUCAGUCCACAGUAUCAGAAUUUGUGUUUCUGGGACUUGUUCACUCUUGGAGUAUGCAGGUCUUACUCUUCAUGGUAUUUUUGAUACUAUACCUGAUCAUUGUAUCUGGAAAUAUUGUUAUUUUGACCUUAAUCAUCACUGACCCUCACUUCCAUUCCCCCAUGUACUUCUUUCUUGCCAUCCUGUCCUUUGUUGAUAUGUGGCUGUCCUCAGUCACCACUCCUAAGAUGAUUGCUGACUUUCUCAGGGAGUAUAAGACCAUUUCCUUUGGAGGAUGCAUGUGCCAGAUUCUAUUUGUCCAUUUAAUUACAGGAAGUGAGAUGGUGCUCCUGGUUGUCAUGGCCUAUGACUGCUAUGUGGCCAUCUGCAAACCACUCCACUACUCCACCAUUAUGAACCUACAAAGGUGCAUUGGGCUGGUGUUGACGUCCUGGACUGUUGGCUUUGUGCACGCCAUGAGUCAAAUGGCUGUGAUUGUGCAGCUGCCUUUCUGUGGCCCCAGGGAAAUAGACAGCUUCUUCUGUGACAUACCACUGGUGAUCAAGCUGACCUGCAUGGACUCUUCUGACUUGGGAAUAUUAAUGAAUGCUGAUAGUGGGAUUGUCGCUGUAACCUGCUUUAUCCUCUUGCUGAUAUCCUACACAUAUAUUCUUCUCAGUGUUCUCCAGAGCUCUAGAAUUGGUGCAUCUAAGACCCUCUCCACCUGCAGUGCCCAUGUCACAGUGGUGGUGAUCUUUUUUGUGCCCUGCAUCUUCAUCUAUGUGUGGCCACUCAACAUCACCUGGUUGGACAAAUUUCUUGCUGUGUUUUAUUCUGUUUUUACACCUCUCCUCAAUCCAGUCAUUUAUACACUGAGAAAUAAAGAGAUGAAAAGUGCUAUGAAGAGAUUUAGAAGUUACUACAUAGAUUCCAAAGGAAAUACAUAA